This is a messenger RNA of Arabidopsis arenosa, 1097 nucleotides long. The record is from the annotation of a GenBank genome assembly. NCBI's taxonomy places the organism in Eukaryota, Viridiplantae, Streptophyta, Magnoliopsida, Brassicales, Brassicaceae.
CGUCGUUGAGAUCACCGUGAGAAAUGGAUUAUUCGACUUCUUUGUUCUGAGUAGAACUCACUCACCGGAGGAGAUAGUAUGGAUUCCGAAGAAACGACGUCGUCGGUGACGACGACAAAGAAGCAAAAGAGGGUUUUCUCUUCGUUAGCUUUGCGAUUCUGUACAGUGAUAGUCUUCUCGAUCAUUAGCUUUGUCGUCUUGUCGUUUCUAUUAGGAAUCUUAGUGAUAUUCAUCGGUGAAUUGUGGGUUUAUUCUUUUUCUUCUUCUUCUGCUUCUCUUCAUUCCCGCUGCAAAAUUGUUUCCAGCUCUGUUGAUUUAAGGUCUUCUAAAGUAUGUGGCAUUGGACUAUUGAACAUCAAAGCACAACAUGUGUUUCACCCUUUUGAGAGAGAUAAAUUCAGAUGUCGUUAUGAUUACUAUUGGGCUUCUGUCUUCAAGGUAGAGUAUAAAGAUAACUUAAUGGGUCAAACACGGUUAGCGUUUUCAGAAGCACCUAACGAAGCUCUUCCUCCUGAGUGCAGACCUAACUUUGGUGCUGCAUUGCUUACUAAAGAUAACUUCAAGGUGAAUGAGACUUAUGAUUGCUGGUACACAUUAGGGAUUCCAAAGAUAAAGCUUUAUCGGGAUAGCUUUUUCGGUUGCCAAGCAAAUGAUCUUUCUUUCACGGACAUUGUUAAGCAAUACUCUGUUGUAAUCUCUAAACUUUUACAGUCAUGGUUUAAUGGAGAAGCAACACCAAAGUACUGGAAAUAUGAUGUGAUCGCUGGCACUGUCUCUGGCUUCGCAACUUCCAUAACCACAGUCUUCAUCGUACGGAUCUUACGACAUGCAAAAUCUUGGUUCCCUCGAGCUUGUUGUUCAGUGAAGAGCCAGUUUUCUAAGGUGAAUCUCUUGGUACAAGUGAAGCGUGCAUGUUUGCUUCUUGUUUACUUCUCGGUUCUCGGAUGGAUGGCGACACAAUACUUGAAAAUUCUUUUUCCAAAGGCUUAGAAACCAAACAUUAUUUGAGAGAGAGUGAGUGAGUAUGUAAUGAUUCGUAGACAGUUGUGUGACGUAAUCUUAAAUCAUUUACAGAAAAAGAAAGCAAUACAGAGAAA